Molecule: messenger RNA, 2969 nt
Organism: Elgaria multicarinata webbii
Lineage: Eukaryota; Metazoa; Chordata; Lepidosauria; Squamata; Anguidae
Gene: GALNS
Product: galactosamine (N-acetyl)-6-sulfatase
Exons: 14
Coding region: 52-1632 (526 amino acids)
Molecular function (GO): arylsulfatase activity; N-acetylgalactosamine-6-sulfatase activity
Source: RefSeq, a predicted model, not a curated record
CCGUCUGUCCCGGCCCCGCGGCGAAGCGGGUCGCUGCUGGGCUUGGUUGCCAUGGAGACGGGGCUGGCGGUGCCGCUGCUGCUGGGCCUGUGGGGCCUGGCCGGGUUCUGGAGCCUGGCGGGGGCCGCCGACGCCACCCUGCCGAGGCCCCCCAACCUGGUGCUGCUGCUGAUGGACGAUAUGGGCUGGGGUGACUUAGGUGUGUUUGGGCAUCCUUCCAAAGAAACCCCAUAUCUAGACCAGAUGGCUGCAGAAGGAAUGCUUUUCCCAAGCUUCUACACUGCCAACCCUCUGUGUUCUCCAUCAAGGGCAGCACUUCUAACCGGUCGCCUCCCCAUCAGGAAUGGCUUCUACACCACCAAUGCCCAUGCCAGAAAUGCCUACACCCCCCAGGAAAUAACAGGGGGCAUCCCAGAUUACGAACUGCUGCUUCCAGAAUUGCUGAAGAAAGCAGGCUAUGUCAAUAAACUAGUUGGCAAAUGGCACCUCGGCCACCGGCCCCAGUUCCAUCCCUUGAGGCACGGCUUUGACGAGUGGUUUGGCUCCCCUAACUGCCAUUUUGGACCGUAUGAUAACAAAGCUGUACCAAACAUCCCCAUUUAUAGGGACUGGGAAAUGAUCGGCAGGUAUUACGAAGACAUAAAAAUAGAUCAUAAGACGGGGGAAGCAAACCUAACGCAAAUGUACUUACAGGAAGCCCUUGAUUUCAUUAGCACACAUCAAGCCAGCCAACAGCCGUUCUUUCUGUAUUGGGCAAUCGACGCCACUCAUGCACCCGUGUAUGCUUCCAGGGAGUUCUUGGGCACUAGCCAACGAGGGCUGUAUGGAGAUGCAGUGCGAGAAAUUGACAACAGCAUUGGGAAAAUACUGAGUCACCUUCAAAAACUGAACAUAAGCGAGAACACCUUUGUAUUUUUCACAUCUGAUAAUGGUGCAGCCCUCAUUUCAGAUCCUGAACAAGGAGGUAGUAAUGGCCCUUUCCUGUGUGGCAAGCAGACUACCUUUGAAGGUGGCAUGAGGGAACCAGCAAUUGCUUGGUGGCCGGGACAUGUACCUGCCGGGCAGGUGAGUCAUCAGCUGGCUAGCGUGAUGGAUCUCUUCACCACAAGCCUCACACUGGCAGGACUGCAGCCUCCCAGUGACAGACAGAUCGACGGCAUCGACCUCUCGCCCGUCAUCCUGCAAGGCAAGUUAAUUGACAGGCCAAUAUUUUAUUACCGGGGCAACGAGAUGAUGGCAGUACGAAUUGGGCUUUACAAGGCUCAUUACUGGACCUGGAGCAAUUCCUGGGAGCAAUUCAGCCAGGGCAUUGAUUUCUGCCCCGGACAGAACAUAUCUGGAGUGACGACCCACGAUCAAGAGGAGCACUCGAAACUUCCGCUGCUGUUCCACUUGGGAAAGGACCCUGGGGAAAAGUAUCCAAUAAGGUUUUCAAGUGCUGAAUACCAAGCUGUUAUAGAGAGAAUCUCCCCCGUCGUCGAGCAGCACAAGGAGUCGUUGCUACCUGGGCAGCCUCAGCUAAACGUCUGUGACAGGGCCGUCAUGAAUUGGGCUCCUCCAGGCUGCAAGAAGAUAGGGAAAUGUUUGGUCCCUCCCAGCCCUGACCCAAUGAAGUGUUUUUGGCCUCACUGACUGGUCUUCUCCCUUCACACAACUGACCUGCUGCUGUGAAGCUGCUGCCAUCUACCGGCUGGAGAUGUGGUGCCGACCGAUGGUGAUCUUUUUUCCAGAAAAAGAACAUUGCAGGAUGAGUCCCAGAAGGGCUGCUUUUGUCUACAGGGAUUUUCUCUCUCUGUGUGUCUCUCUCUCAGGUUCAUAGUAAUAAUCUUCGCCAAUUCAGCCUCUCAGGGAGUCUGGGGCCAAGAUGCAGCGAUCUCUGGUUGUCUCAAAUAUUAGGGCUGAUGAGUCUUCCUUCAUCUUCCACUGGCCACGUGUUCCUUCGGAAAUGCGCUCUCCCACGCUGCUUUGCUCCUAUCCUGCUCUCUUCCCGCACAGGCUGCUCAGAGAAAGUGGUUGCGCUGAGAAUGGAAAGAGCAGUGUGUGCUAGAGCUCAGAGCCCUUCUAGGUCUGACGAGGCAGAGCGCCUUCGUGCCAUUCUAGAAACGUUCAGCGUUGAUGUCAGUAUUAAGCAGCUACGACGGAUGUACAGUGUUGCUUAAAUUGAACGCUUCCAGGCUGCAUGGGGCAAGGCCUUCCUCUCUGAGUGUAGUGCCAAUAAUAUUAAGAGUCUAUUCGCUAUAUUAUGGAGGUUAGGUCAAUCAGUAACUAUUAGUGGUGGUAGCUAAAUGGAACCCCUGUGUUCAGAAGUAGAAUCAUAGGCUAGUAGAGUUGGAAGGGGCCUACAAGGCCAUCAAGUCCAACCCCCUGCUCAAUGCAGGAAUCCACCCUAAAGCAUCCCUGACAGAUGGUUGUCCAGAAGCCUCUUGAAGGCCUCUAGUGUGGGAGAGCCCACAACCUACCUAGUGUGGCUCUGUUUGCCAGCUCCUUGGGGACGAGCUAUGGGGGAGUUUUGUUGACUUUGCGCCCCAUUUAGCUUCCUUCGUGCCCCACUUUCAGCUCCCUUUGUUCCUGCUUGCCCAGAUCCUCGCGAACAAGCAACACAGGAGUUCUGUUGCCUUCAGCUUCAGCUUUUGGCUGAAACACGAUUGUGGGGCAGGCUUGUGCUACGCCAGCCUUCCCCAACCUGGUGCCCUCCAGAGCUGUUGGGCUACAACUUUUCUGGGAGUUGCAGUCACCUCUGGAGGGCACCAGAUUGGGAAAAGGCCGUGCUGUGCAAACAACAGCCUCCAGUGCGUUCAAGACUCGGGUCCAACUGGAAGUUUUUAUGAAGUGCCAAAGAUCAACGUGAAGGAGCUGUUGCUUUUUUCUUGUGUGUUUGUGUUUCAGUAUGAUUAUGGCUUAGUUAUACCUUCAUUAAGGCAUCACCUUUUAAUAAAUACUUCCGUGUUGUGCGGUUUGUAAGAAAUGAA